CAACAACAUGACAAUAUUCUUUGUCAGGAGAUUCUCGUUCUUGAACCAUUCAAGGAAAAGAAGGGAAGCAUUGCACAGGGCCAAAUUUGGGAUAAAAUAGCGAACAAUCUGAACAGCUUUCAACAUCCCCAGUUCAGGGUGACGAAGCGAUCUGUCAGAGAACGAUAUACGCUUUUGAGCGACAAAUUUAGAGCAAAGAUGCGAGAUGAAGAAAAGGAAAGUGGAAUAGAUACAGAUUUGAGUGACAUUGAAAAAACACUUGAGGAGAUAGUAGAAAAAGAAGCUGUGGUUGAAGAAACAGCGCAAAAUAACAAAAAGAAAGUCAAUUGUGCCAAAGCAGCGGAUAUGAGAUACAGAACUCUAGAGAACCUCGGCAGGUCACAGAAAAGACAAAGGAAAGAUGAGGUAGAGAAUGAAACAGCAGCAAGAGGAAAACAUCGAAGAAGUGGUAGUGACAUGGUGGCAUAUUUGCAAGGAAAGAAGGAUCUCGUGCAGAAAUGGAAAAUGGAAGAAAUGCAGCUACAGAAGCAGCGACUAGAGGCUGAAAGCAAGAAGGAGGAGCAGUCCAAAAAGCAACAUCAGGAUUUGAUGCAGGUCAUGCUGCAGCAAACGAAUCAGCAACAAGAACAAUGUGCAAAAUUUUCAGAAGAUGUUCACGCUAAUGCAGCAGCAGCAGUCUCAAAUUAUAAUAAAACUUCUAGAAAAACAAAACUAAGUCAUGGCCUGAUUUUGUGCUGUGCAAGAUGAAUGUAGGUUUCAGCAAUUUCAGGCAUAUGUUUCUUGAUUUUGUUUUGUACACUUGCUUUUUAUUGUUAGGUUUUCCAUGUUAUAUCAGCUUCAUGUUCAGACUUUUUGAUUCAAAUAAACUUGAUUAAAGACUUAAUGUUAUAGAAACCGGACGUUUUGUGUUCCUGGGUUCAGUAGUGUAUUGUUCCACUUAGUUAUUCUGUGAUUAUGUUCCGAUAAAUUUAUCCACCACAAGGCUGGAAGUCAUAAUUAGCUCUGGAACUGGACGGCUGAAUCGUGGAAUUAAACCACUGAUUCUACAUGGUUACGCAAACCUUCGAAGUGCGAUACACAACCCUUCAAUUCCAUCGCAUAUUGUUCCUUGUUGACAUGUAAUGUAGUUAGGAAGAUGUAGGGCCUCAGAAAGGACGGGAAGGUCACUCUUACGAAAACGAAACUCGGAUAA
Molecule: messenger RNA, 1192 nt
Organism: Pocillopora meandrina
Lineage: Eukaryota; Metazoa; Cnidaria; Anthozoa; Scleractinia; Pocilloporidae
Source: the annotation of a GenBank genome assembly